CCCUCGCGGCUCCCGUACAGCCGCCCGUUCGCGGUGCGCCUGCGCGAGUCCGCGGAGUCCUUGGGGUGGCGGCGGGCGCGGGCUGGGCCGGCAGCAGGAGCAGCAGCAAUGCAGCGCUGGGGCCGCGUCUCCUGCGCGCUCGCUCGGAGGAGCCAUUUUGAUCGAGUUCACCGCGGUCUCCAAGGAGUUUGUGCCGUGCCGCAGAGGAGCUACGCCGAUCAAGUUGAUGCGGAUGUCACAGUUAUUGGUUCUGGUCCUGGAGGUUAUGUUGCUGCAAUCAAAGCAGCUCAGCUUGGGUUUAAGACUGUCUGUGUAGAAAAAAAUGAAACAUUGGGUGGAACCUGUCUGAAUGUUGGAUGUAUUCCUUCAAAGGCCUUGCUGAACAACUCACAUCUGUAUCAUUUGGCCCAUGGGAAAGACUUUGCUAGCAGAGGAAUUGAAAUUACAGGAAUCCGCUUGAAUCUGGAGAAGAUGAUGGAACAGAAGAGCGGAGCAGUGAAGGCCUUAACAGGUGGAAUUGCUCAUUUAUUUAAACAAAACAAGGUGGUACACGUAUCUGGGUUUGGGAAAAUAACUGGCAAAAACCAAGUCACUGCAACCAAAGAUGAUGGCAGCACACAAGUUAUCAAUACAAAGAACAUACUCAUAGCUACAGGCUCAGAAGUUGCUCCCUUUCCUGGAAUCACUAUUGAUGAAGAUAAUAUUGUGUCAUCCACUGGUGCUUUAUCCCUGAAGAAAGUCCCUGAGAAGAUGGUCGUCAUUGGUGCAGGAGUCAUUGGUGUGGAACUGGGUUCAGUUUGGCAGCGCCUCGGUGCGGAUGUGACGGCUGUCGAGUUCAUGGGCCAUGUUGGUGGAAUGGGAAUUGACAUGGAGAUCUCUAAAAACUUCCAACGUAUUCUUCAGAAGCAGGGACUGAAGUUUAAGCUAAACACCAAAGUUACAGGUGCUACCAAGAAACCAGAUGGGAAAAUUGAUGUAGCUGUUGAAGCUGCUGCUGGUGGAAAGGCAGAAGUCAUAACUUGUGAUGUGCUCCUGGUGUGCAUCGGUAGGCGUCCGUUCACAAAAAAUCUAGGACUUGAAGACAUUGGAAUUGAACUUGAUAAGAGAGGGAGAAUCCCAGUCAAUAACAGAUUCCAAACCAAAAUUCCAAACAUCUAUGCUAUUGGUGAUGUAGUUGCUGGACCUAUGCUGGCCCACAAAGCUGAGGAUGAAGGCAUUCUGUGUGUUGAAGGGAUGGCUGGAGGUGCUGUUCACAUUGAUUAUAACUGCGUGCCCUCUGUCAUAUACACUCACCCUGAAGUGGCCUGGGUUGGCAAAUCAGAAGAACAGCUGAAAGAAGAGGGAGUAGAGUACAAAAUUGGGAAAUUUCCAUUUGCUGCAAACAGUAGAGCAAAGACAAAUGCUGACACAGAUGGCAUGGUGAAGAUACUUAGUCAGAAGUCAACAGACAGGAUGUUGGGUGCACACAUCUUAGGCGCAGGUGCUGGUGAAAUGGUUAACGAAGCAGCUCUUGCUAUGGAGUACGGAGCAUCGUGUGAAGAUGUAGCCAGAGUUUGCCAUGCCCAUCCAACGGUGUCAGAAGCCUUCAGGGAAGCUAACCUAGCAGCAUCUUUUGGCAAAGCUAUCAACUUCUGAAGUGAAAGAGCAGUUCUUUGAACAUCUGUAGUACGUCUGAAAACAGACUGCGAGCCCUUGUGGAAGGCGAGUUUGAGGACUUUAGGAUGGAAUUAAAUGAAUCUUUUCACUUUAGACAUCAGAUAUUUAAACAAGUAGAGUUUGGAACAAGUGGAAUUAUCCAGUCUCUGUAAAUUAAAUAGUUAAUAUUCCAUGUUUAUUUACAUCAUGAAUGUUGCAGAAAAACAGCCUGACAGAACUCUUUCGUUCAAAACCAAAUAUUUUGCUGCUGCAUGGGAUGAUCAGGUGUGCUGGUCUCAGCUCUGUACAGGUGUCCAGCAUACCUGGUGUGUUCUUAUUUGAAGUAGUGAUAGACUAAAGCAGUUGAAUGCUGGCACUUAACAUGCCACUGGCACUUAAUGCCACUGUCACUUCCGCACAAAAAUAUAUUUCCUUGUGAAAGGAUUAACUAAGUAUUUAACCUACUUACAUAUGAGUACCAGAGUUAGUUUUGAUCUAGUAAUGUUAGGAUUUGGGGAAAGGAGGGACUUGUGUAAAUUGAUUAAUACUAUGUUGACUUUUUUUAAGAUAAAAUCACUCUAUGUGUGAUUCUCCACACAUCAUGUUUUCAUAUUGAAAACUCACUGGGGAAAAAAUCAAGUGCUGACGGGGAAAUGAAAGACUGAAGGAAAACUGCUCUUACUGUUAUUUAACUUCCUGUUUGUAAAGCUUCCAUUGUCCAACUCUCUUUGACCUUGAAAUGAUAAAACUGGGCAGUGAAGCCUCGCUUGCUGUUAAGUGUGAUGAUGUGAGGGUUAUUCCGCACCUUCCACACGUAAGGGCUGCAGCGUCAGCUCUCCAUACAGUUCAGACAUACUUCUUUCUCUCCUGUUUUCUAUUUUGUGCUCUCUUUGUGUCUCUUCUGUUUCGAGAGAGCUUAAUAAAUAUUUAAUGUUGCCGGA
Molecule: messenger RNA, 2576 nt
Organism: Phasianus colchicus (ring-necked pheasant)
Lineage: Eukaryota; Metazoa; Chordata; Aves; Galliformes; Phasianidae
Gene: DLD
Product: dihydrolipoamide dehydrogenase
Biological process (GO): pyruvate metabolic process; 2-oxoglutarate metabolic process
Cellular component (GO): mitochondrion; oxoglutarate dehydrogenase complex
Molecular function (GO): flavin adenine dinucleotide binding; dihydrolipoyl dehydrogenase (NADH) activity
Source: RefSeq, a predicted model, not a curated record